AAGGUCUUCAUACCAGUGAAUGUGUUUUCUUCGGAGGCAAAAAUAAUAGUGGAUGCAACACCCACGAAUAAAUGGUUCAAUUUUGAGCUGAGAUGCGGAAGCGCAAAAUCAUACAACAUUAGCGCCCAGCUCGACGUUUUCUUUAAUAAUAACACGGUUACUGUUACAUCAAAGCAGGGAGGACUAUUUCUAAGAGAAGCUUCAUAUUUUACCGACUUUCAUUUUAAACUCAAUGAAGCAUUUAAGACGGUUUGGACCAUUGGACCUGAUUUAAUCGAGAUCAAUGUAAACGGCAUGCAUAAGUACCAUAAGCAGGAUGUCGAACUCUGUCAAAACUUAUUUCUCUACUGGAACAGUAUUCCCAUUGUGAACAAAAUGUAUAUGACUUAAUACUUUUUCUUAUUUAUUUUUUUGCAAAUUUUAUCUGGAACAUGCUUUUGUCUGCAGCUACUAGAGUCAAUAGCUUAUCAUAUUCUUUAAUACUAUAAAUAACAUAAGGUUAGAAAAUGUUAACCAAAGAUACAAGUAAAAUUUUGAAACAUUAGGUUUAAUAUUAAACACAUAUACGAAUAUUUUUUUUAAAAAAUUAACUAAAAUUAAUAAUUAUUAUGCAUUUAACUAUUAAUGAGUAUACUUUAGUCAAAAAGGAAAAACCAAGUUAUGGCUGAUUACAUUAUCUUGUGGAUAGCUGAAUGUAAUUCGUAAACUAUCAUGAUGCUAUUAUAUUUUAUGUUAACCGCAAUUUUUGUUUUGUUUAACAAUGCUGUUAAGAUUUUUUAACAAUACUUUUACAUUUUAAUGUCUUUGGUGUUUUGGAAUAAAAAGGUUGGUAUUUUCAAUCUAAAUACUUACACACAUUUUAUAAAAAACAUACAUAAAUAAAGAUGCAAAUUCCAUUUCAAAUGCAAUUACAAAUACAAGUAUAUAUAU
Molecule: messenger RNA, 930 nt
Organism: Physella acuta
Lineage: Eukaryota; Metazoa; Mollusca; Gastropoda; Physidae
Molecular function (GO): carbohydrate binding
Source: RefSeq, a predicted model, not a curated record